Messenger RNA from Exophiala aquamarina CBS 119918, 270 nucleotides. Its product is annotated as (R,R)-butanediol dehydrogenase/diacetyl reductase. The transcript has a single exon. Bases 1 to 270 code for a protein of 89 amino acids. Gene Ontology annotation, molecular function: oxidoreductase activity, acting on the CH-OH group of donors, NAD or NADP as acceptor. The record is from RefSeq and is a predicted model, not a curated record. Lineage: Eukaryota; Fungi; Ascomycota; Eurotiomycetes; Chaetothyriales; Herpotrichiellaceae.
AUGGCCAAGCACAAAAUCAACGUGAAUGCCUAUGCACCGGGUAUUGUGGGUACGGCAAUGUGGGAUCUCAUCGACGAAAAACUGGGCGCCAUCGAGGGCCGCGAGAAGGGUGAAUCGGUGAAGAAGUACAGCUCAGAUUUGACGGCGCUGGGAAGAGUCAGUGUACCUGAAGAUGUUGGCAAUCCUGUGGGUGGGUUCUUAUGUUCCAAGGAUGCUGAGUUCAUUACGGGACAAACAAUAGUGAUUGAUGGUGGUAUCGUCUUUACUUGA